This is a messenger RNA of Cyprinodon variegatus (sheepshead minnow), 2951 nucleotides long. It is a transcript of the gene tubgcp2, whose product is annotated as tubulin gamma complex associated protein 2. Lineage: Eukaryota; Metazoa; Chordata; Actinopteri; Cyprinodontiformes; Cyprinodontidae. Gene Ontology annotation, molecular function: microtubule minus-end binding; gamma-tubulin binding. The transcript has 18 exons. Gene Ontology annotation, biological process: spindle assembly; mitotic cell cycle; meiotic cell cycle. Gene Ontology annotation, cellular component: spindle pole; equatorial microtubule organizing center; centrosome. The record is from RefSeq and is a predicted model, not a curated record. The coding region runs from base 108 to 2744 and encodes 878 amino acids.
UGCCGCUACUGUUUUCAAACGAAGGAGAAUUUGAGUGGUGGUGGGCGCGUUUGGUAGCUCUGCUGUUAAAAUCCUGUUAUUUAAUUCCACCAACAGCUACAGCAAUCAUGAGUGAGUUUAGGAUCCACCACGACGUGAACGAGCUGCUCAGUCUCCUGCAGAUCAGAGGAGGCGAUGGGGCGGAGGGAUACAUUGACCUGCUGCAGAAGCACAGGACUCCCUAUGUCACCACCACAGUCUCUGCUCACAGUGCAAAGGUGAAGUUAGCAGAGUUCUCAAAAACACCUGAAGAUUUCUUAAGGAAAUACGAGGAGAUAAAAUCCAAAAAUGUUCGUCAUCUUGACCCUCUGUUGUAUCUGCUCUCUAAACUCAGCGAGGAUAAAGAGAUGCUUCAAUUUUUGCAACAGAACGCCAAAGAAAGGUCAGAGUCUUUAAACUCGACCACUGCUACCAGUUACUCUCUGCCUCAAACCAGCACAAAGAUGUCCAUGCAGGAACUGGAUGAACUGAGGAAGAAGCUAGGCAACGUGACGGCCAGCUCCAACGCCCCUCUGCCUGCUGAGGUCACCCGAAAGAUGCUGAGAGACAAACAAAACAAGAAGAACCCCACCCAGCCCAACCCUGUUUUUCCUAACUGGGUCUACGACCGUCCAGCACUCAUCGGAGACUUCAUCCCCGGUCCUGCUCCUACAGGAGAUCCAGCCGUCCCCAUUGGAACGAUGCCGCUCCCCUCUCAGGAACAGUUUGCGGUUGAGGACCUGCUGUUUGUCCUGGGUGGAAUAGACGGACGAGACAUCACCGCUCAGCCAGUCCUGGGGAGGCAGAACCGCUCUUUUAUAGUGGAUGCAACUCUGGACAUGUCCAUCAAAGAGCUGGUUAACCGAAUAUUACCAGUUGCAUCAUAUUACUCCACUGUAACACGCUUCAUUGAGGAGAAGUCUUCCUUUGAGUAUGGCCAGGUGAACCACGCUCUGACGGCAGCGAUGAGGACACUGAUGAAGGAGUAUCUCAUCCUCAUCACACAGCUGGAGCACCUCCAGCGGCAGGGCCUUCUGUCGCUGCAGAAACUUUGGUUCUACAUCCAGCCCACCAUGAGGACCAUGGAGAUACUAGCAUCUAUCGCUUCCUCAUUGGACAAAGGAGAGUGUAUGGGAGGAGCAACACUGAGUCUUCUUCAUGACCGGACCUUCAACUACACAGGUGACAGCCAGGCUCAGGAGCUGUGUCUUUACCUCACCAAAGCAGCCAGCGUUCCAUACUUUGAAGUCCUGGAGAAGUGGAUCUAUAGAGGAAUCAUCAAUGAUCCGUACAGUGAGUUCAUGGUGGAGGAGCAUGAACUGCAGAAGGAGAAGAUCCAGGAAGAUUACAACGACAAAUACUGGGAUCAGAGAUACACCAUCGUACAGCACCGGAUCCCCUCUUUCCUGCAGAAAAUGGCUGACAAAAUACUGAGCACAGGGAAGUACCUGAACGUGGUGCGGGAGUGCGGCCGAGACGUGACGUGUCCGGACGCGAAGGAGGUGCUGUACACGCUGAAGGAGCGGGCCUACGUGGAGCAGAUAGAGAAAGCUUACAACUACGCCAGCAAAGUCCUGCUGGACUUCCUUAUGGACGAGAAGGAGCUCGUCUUACGUCUUAGGUCAAUCAAGCACUACUUUUUAAUGGACAAAGGAGACUUCUUCGUCCACUUUAUGGACCUGACAGAGGAGGAGCUAAAGAAGCCGGUGGAUGACAUUGUUCCUCCCAGACUUGAAGCUCUCUUGGAGUUGGCUCUGAGAAUGAGCACGGCCAACACAGACCCCUUCAAAGACGACCUGAAGAUCGACUUGAUGCCUCAUGAUGUGAUCACUCAGCUGCUGCGUGUGCUCGCCAUCGAGACCAAACAGGAGAAGGCCAUCAUUAACGCGGAGCCGACAGACGCAUCCCUCAACGGACUGGAGGCCUUCUCCUUUGAUUACAUCGUCAAGUGGCCGCUCUCUCUCAUCAUCAACAGGAAAGCUCUGACCAGGUACCAGAUGCUUUUCAGGCACAUGUUUUUCUGCAAACACGUGGAGCGGCUGUUGUGCAACGUCUGGAUCAGCAACAAAGACUUCAAGCUGUACGCUUUGCCCUCUGCUAAGUGGUUUGCAGCUGCGUUCGCCCUUCGCCAGCGGAUGCUCAACUUUGUGCAGAACAUCCAGUACUACAUGAUGUUCGAAGUGAUGGAGCCGACCUGGCAUAUCAUGGAGAACAACCUGAAAACGGCUUCAAACAUCGACGACGUCCUCCACCAUCACACCAGCUUCCUGGAUAACUGUCUGAAGGACUGCAUGCUGACUAACCCAGAGCUGCUCAGGAUCUUCUCUAAGCUCAUGUCCGUCUGCGUCAUGUUUACAAACUGCAUGCAGACGUUUACACAGAGCAUGCGGCUGGAGCGCCUCUCCCAUGAACAGGGGAGGGUGGAUGGAACUGCAGCUUCAAACGAACAGCCAGAUGAGGCAGAGAAGAAGAGGGCGAAUACAAAGUUUUUAUCCGAACACGCAGACAGCCUCCAAUCAGACGCUAGCUUCGAAGCCACAAUCGGAAAGUUUGACAGUAACUUCAGCAUGAUGCUGCUUGACCUGUUGGACAAGCUGAGCAUCUACAGCACUAAUGACUGCGAGCACAGCAUGAUCAGCAUCAUCUACAGGCUGGACUUUAAUGGAUUCUACACAGAGCGACUGGAGAGGAUGGCUGUGGAGCGCAGUCAGAAAGCGGCGGCAUAGCGUGUCACUCAAAGCGCUGACAUAACCCAGACAGAUGCAGCUUUUAAACAACUGAUAUGUCUUUGUGUAUAUUUUUAUAUAUAUUCCUGUAUGAAAUGUAGUUUUAAUGUUCAGAGUCCUUUAAUGCUUAAUGUUUGAAAACAUAACUCUGUAACUUAUUGUUUCUGUACAGUGGAAAUGUGUAUUUGCAGUGAAAUAAAACAAUAC